UGGUUAAAGCUCUGCUCCGAGGCAGAUGCGAGCUGUGCGUGUUUCUAAUCAAUCCGAGCUGUGUGUGUUUCUAAUCAAUCCGAGCUGUGCGUGUUUCUAAUCAAUCCGAGCUGUGCGUGUUUCUAAUCAAUCCGAGCUGUGCGUGUUUCUAAUCAAUCCGAGCUGUGCGUGUUUCUAAUCAAUCCGAGCUGUGCGUGUUUCUAAUCAAUCCGAGCUGUGUGUGUUUCUAAUCAAUCCGAGCUGUGUGUGUUUCUAAUCAAUCCGAGGCAGAUGCGAGCUGUGUGUGUUUCUAAUCAAUCCGAGGCAGAUGCGAGCUGUGUGUGUUUCUAAUCAAUCCGAGGCAGAUGCGAGCUGUGUGUGUUUCUAAUCAAUCCGAGGCAGAUGCGAGCUGUGUGUGUUUCUAAUCAAUCCGAGGCAGAUGCGAGCUGUGUGUGUUUCUAAUCAAUCCGAGGCAGAUGCGAGCUGUGUGUGUUUCUAAUCAAUCCGAGGCAGAUGCGAGCUGUGUGUGUUUCUAAUCAAUCCGAGGCAGAUGCGAGCUGUGUGUGUUUCUAAUCAAUCCACGGCGUGCUGGAGGGUCGUGUGCUCUUGGGCUCUUCAUUCAAAACAGCGCCUCGCUAUCAGCUGUUUUGCAUCGCUUUAUAUUUGAUGUGGUUGUAACUCCGGCAUCGACCAUGAAGACAAUCAUUGCAGCGUAUUCUGGCGUGCUACGAGGUACUGGAGCCAAUUUCCUGUCUGCCAUCCAGGAUUUGCCUUCGGUUCCCUGGCCCUCCAAGUCAAAGGUUUUGAAGCAGCUGCAGAUUAUCUCUGUGAUGCAAUGGGUCCUGUCCUUCCUUGUAAUGGGUGCUGUGUGCACUGUGGGUCUGAUGUACCUGUUCUUCACGGACUGCUGGCUCAUUGCUGCCUUGUACAUUGCUUGGCUGGUCUUCGACUGGAAUACUCCAAGACAAGGAGGAAGAAGGUCAUCUUGGGUCAGGAACUGGACUGUCUGGAAAUUCUUCAGAGAUUACUUUCCCAUCAGACUCAUUAAAACCCACGCCUUGCUGCCCAGCCGGAAUUACAUUUUCGGGUACCACCCGCACGGGAUCUUCUGCUUCGGAGCCUUCUGCAACUUCGGGACGGAAGCAACUGGCUUCUCCAAGAAGUUCCCUGGGAUCCGCCCUCACCUGGCAACCCUAGCUGGGAACUUCCGAUUGCCACUCCUCCGGGAUUACCUGAUGUCUGGAGGUAUUUGUCCUGUGAAUCGCAAUUCCAUGGACUACAUCCUGUCCCGCAAUGGAACUGGGAAUGCUGUGGUGAUUGUUGUGGGCGGAGCGGCGGAAUCCCUGGAGUGUGUUCCUGGGAAGCACUCGGUCACUCUGAAAAACCGCAAAGGGUUUGUGAAGCUGGCCUUGCAGCAAGGUGCUGAUCUGGUCCCCGUGUAUUCAUUUGGGGAGAAUGAAGUGUACAAGCAGAUCGUCUUCGAGGAGGGCUCUUGGGGGAGGUAUCUGCAGAGGAAGUUCCAGAAGCUCAUGGGUUUCGCUCCUUGCUUCUUUCACGGCUGUGGGAUCUUCUCGACCAACAGCUGGGGACUGGUGCCCUACUGCAAAGACAUCAACACUGUUGUUGGAGAACCUAUCACAGUCCCAAAGAUAGAAAGCCCCAGCCAGAAUGAAGUGGAUCUUUACCACGACAUGUACGUGCAGAGCCUCCUCAAACUGUUUGACAGAUACAAGCUGAAGUUUGGUCUGCUGGAGACAGACACCCUGGCUCUGCACUAGAAGAUCUGCAGAGCUGCUGAGGACCGGACCCUGCUCUGCACCUGCUUAACCCUUUCAGCCCUUUAUUAACACUGCAUGUUACCAUGUGCUGUCAGCAGUCACGUAGGAACCUCACCGGACCCAGUCUGAGAGGGGCUACAAAUAUCGGUGGGGGGGGUGGGGUGCUGUUCUCAUGUAUGCUCUAAGGAGUUUAUUAAUCAGCUUAACAAAUAAUUCAGGACUGAAAGGGUUAAAAUGUAUUUGAUUGUACCAAAAAGAGAACGGAAAUCGACGUUCUAACUCGACAGAAAAUCAUUCCAAACCUGGAGUAUCUGAAUGCUUCUGUACAGUACUACUGAGUACCCGACAGUGGUUCAAAUCAUGCUUUCGGGGGGGGGGGGUUGAGCACUUUUUUUUUUUUAAUAUGCUUGCCACUUAACCCUGUGGUAAUCCCAUUUUACUGUUAAGUAGCGUAAAGCUUUAAAUGCACAAGCAAUGCAAUUGGAAGGGUUUCAUCCCACGAGGUCACACCUGUGGACUCGCAGACCAGAGAGGUGUAGGUGUGUAAGCUUUAGUAUUUUGCACUUUUCGUUUGUGCCACUUGGUAAUUUUUGAAUUUUUGUUGUUGUUAAUCUACAGUCUGAGAAGUAGGAGAGGGGGUUUGGUUGGUUUCAGUAUUAUAAAGGGUAUUUUAGAAGGUGUGAUCGUAGUGGAAAGUGAGCAGAAAUGUAACUGUGAAUAAGGACCUGUCAAGAAGAGCAGAUGGAGGGGAUUGAUUUGUGUAAAAUUCAAGUGCAUACGAUGUAAUUCCAACUCUUUUGAAUGUAUAGAAUUAUUGGCUGGGAGGCGAUUUAAUGUUAUUGUAUAAGUGUUUACACGUGUUUUAAACUGAUGGGAGGAUAGUUUUAUUACAGUUUAAUUCUAGAUUUUGCACUAUAUCCACAUGUUAACCCAAUGUGCCUUUCUCGUCUGUACAGCGCACCUUCAGGAGUGUGAAUGCAUCCCACUGUCUCAUUUACUGAUACACUAUGAAAAAUGCCUUAAGUGCUCUGUAUUUCUGUGCAAUCUUCUACCAUAUAAAUGACGGUGUUUGAAAUGUGUUGUAUGUUUUUUGACUUGCAAAUAAAUGUGUAAACAUGU
Messenger RNA from Polyodon spathula (Mississippi paddlefish), 2876 nucleotides. RefSeq names its product diacylglycerol O-acyltransferase 2 (gene dgat2). Gene Ontology annotation, cellular component: endoplasmic reticulum membrane. Bases 672 to 1757 code for a protein of 361 amino acids. The record is from RefSeq and is a predicted model, not a curated record. The transcript is spliced from 8 exons. Gene Ontology annotation, biological process: triglyceride biosynthetic process. Gene Ontology annotation, molecular function: diacylglycerol O-acyltransferase activity. NCBI's taxonomy places the organism in Eukaryota, Metazoa, Chordata, Actinopteri, Acipenseriformes, Polyodontidae.